This is a messenger RNA of Exserohilum turcica Et28A, 432 nucleotides long. RefSeq lists its product as uncharacterized. NCBI's taxonomy places the organism in Eukaryota, Fungi, Ascomycota, Dothideomycetes, Pleosporales, Pleosporaceae. The coding region runs from base 1 to 432 and encodes 143 amino acids. The transcript has a single exon. The record is from RefSeq and is a predicted model, not a curated record. Gene Ontology annotation, molecular function: protein binding.
AUGAAUGCCAACUCUCUUGUUCUCGCUCCUGAGGGCGACGUGAUAUUAGUCGUGGGUGGGAAACGAUUUCGCAUACAUGCGGACUCUCUCUUCCUUAAACGGCAUUCAACAGUCUUUGCAGCUCUGCUUGGCCCAAACUUUCGCGAAGGUCAAGAUUUAAAUACCUCAUCUCGAAAGAAGAUUCCUCUGCCAAAUGAUGAUCCGUAUGCCAUGACGGCGAUCUGUGCAACAAUAUACCACAACUUUAGUCACAUUCCGCGGAACCCCACAACAGACCAAGUUCUUAGUAUAAUCAGACACGCGGAUAAAUACGAUUGUUACGAUGUCCUCACCCUACCAUCCCAGGUCUAUGGCUGGCUCAAAUCCGAUCAUUUGACGCUUGGUAAAGACCCAGCAAAUAUUCUCGCUGUGUCGUAUUUAGUUAGAGAUUAG